Molecule: messenger RNA, 684 nt
Organism: Penicillium lagena
Lineage: Eukaryota; Fungi; Ascomycota; Eurotiomycetes; Eurotiales; Aspergillaceae
Exons: 1
Coding region: 1-684 (227 amino acids)
Source: RefSeq, a predicted model, not a curated record
AUGAUUGCAAAGUCUUUUCUUAUUUUUGGCCUUGCCGCCAUCGGCUCUUCAUUCUCCUUCCCAGAUGACCUGCCAAAUGGGUCCUAUCGAGCCUACUACAAUGAGGCUGGCGAAGAAGUCCAUGAGUUGAUUGAAGCAAGCGUUUUUAAUAGCACAUCUUCCCUGCCGGCACUGCCAAAGCGGCAAUAUUCCCAAUCUAAGCGAGAUUCUAUCCAAACCUGGUGCGGGUGCGACAACUCUAUGAAUGCCGGCGAUACAAAUGUUGCAAACGCAGGACUAGCCGACCAAGCGGCUGCGUAUCCGACGAUUUGGCCUGGCACAGCCUUCUACACAAUCCAGAACACUGCCGUUGCGUUUGUGUGCAACGUAGAUGACAAAUCUGCAAAUAUCCCCACGGACGUUGUUAGCACUGGCUCAUGGGAUAUUUCGGCGGCCUGCGGCCUGUUUUAUGCUGGUACCUCCCGCAUUCAGUGGCCCGAGGCCCUGGAUUAUGGAUACAUGAACUACGCGCCAGGCCUUGAAUUCUGUCAAGAUGCCGAAGAAUCGACUUCAAGUACUUGCCAGGUCAACUUCUGGAUUGGCGGUUUCAGUGGGGAGUUUGAAGCUGGAGCGGUUGACGAACCCAGUGAUGACAACGAGGUGAGUGAUAUUUCUGCAGUUCUUGCAAGCGGCUCAGCUCAGUAA